UGCGCCAUUGCGCAUGACAGUCAGUGCGGCCUUGCGGACUGAGGAGCGCUGCCAACAAAGGCCGAGUCGAUGGGGUUACAAAAAGAUUGUUAAUUUGGACUUCAAAACCCUUUGUUGUUGUAAUUAUUAUUAUAAAUAGGUUGUGAAUCUGUGAUUACUGUUAAGAAAAUGUGUGAAUGAUAUGAAACGUGACGACUAGCAAAGGAGUCAGCUGGUCCACAGUGCGAAUAGUGAAUAAGAAAUGGCGGCCUUGCCAGCAGGUGUUCAGUAUGGGUUAUCAUCAGAGUCUAGUUAUAAAGAAAAUAAGGAACUAGUGUUUGUGAAACUUACGGAUUCAGCUCUGAAAGCUAUAGAAGACUUCAUUAGGAAUAAUAGGGAUAAAUUGGCAAAACCUACGAUACAGUUCCUACCCGGAAAUGAAGGGAAAAUCUCAAUUCCGGCACCCGCAACUAGCAAUGGCCCGACUCAUGAAUCUACGUUUCACUUCAGCAUCAAUAGUAAUGCAGAAAUGGAGGGUCCACAGGGUUCGUUUGAGUGCGUCAGGAGCGGCGGCGCGCGGCGGUUGGAGGCGUGCGGGCCGCUGCCGCGGCGGAUGCGCGUGCAGGCCAACGACGACUCGUACGAGGCCACCAAGGACCGCAUGGCGAGAACGGUGGCCGCCGAACAGAGUAAAUGCACCCGAGUGAUAAAACCGAACCAAACGGACAUCGGUCGGCGUGUGAAAGUGCGCUCCUCUCAUCCCCUAUACUCGUCCGGGCCCGCCGCGCUCGGGGCCGAGCGGCCGGAGCGGGCCGAGCGGCCCGAACGGCCGGAGCGGCCCGAGCGGCCCGAGCGGCCCGAGCGGCCGGCCACGCGGCCCGCGCCCGCGCCCGCGCCGCAGCCGCAGCCGCUCCCCCACCAGCCGCAGAGGCCCCCUCAGAACCCGCAACUCGCGAGGCGGUCCAUCAAAGAAAGACUUAUACAGUUAUUAGCAUUGAAACCCUUCAAAAAGCCGGAGUUAUACUUAAGGCUCAAUCAAGAGGGAAUCAAGGACAAGGAACGCAGUGUGGUGAACAAGAUCCUGCCUCAGAUAGGCUCCCUGAAGGACAACUGUUACCACUUACAUAGGCACAUAUGGAACGACGUCAACGAAGAUUGGCCGUUUUAUACCGAGGAGGAGAAACGCAUACUCAAGAGGCGGAAACCUCAAAAUCUAACACCGCCGGUGUCGUCGGACUCGACCAACUCCCUGUCGCCGCGCGCGUCGCCGGGCGCCAAGCGCGCCGGCGCCGCCGACGACGUGGUGGCCGCCAAGAAGCAGCGCAUCUCACACUACCGCCGCGUCUCCCCGCCCUCCUCCGGCUACGCCACCGGCUCCUCCGGCGCCUCCUCCGGCGAGCGCCACGCCUCCGACAACGAGGACGACCGGACCACAGUCAAAAAGGAUAACGGUUACACCCUCAGUUUUAACACUGUCAAGGAGCUUUGCCCCAGUCCUGUGAAGGCGAACGGUUAUAGAAGUAGUCCCCCAGUAGAGCAAACUAGUAUCACAGAAAAAGACAUCACAAAUACGGAACCCUUAGAAAAUACUGAAUUAACGUCGGUGCCCGAUGAGACCAUGACUGAUUUGGAAGAGAUUGAAAGGCAAUACCCGCCAAUAACGAGUUCGAGUACGCGGCGAGCCUACAAGAACGAGUUCGCGGAGCUAUACACCGAGUACCAAUCCCUAUACGCGCGCGUCGCGCAAGUCGCCAAGCUGUUCACGUCGCUCGAACUCCAGCUCAAACGCGCGCCGCCUCACUCACCGCACCAUCAGAGCAUAGAACAACGCAUCGUAGAAGAAUACCGGCGCGUGCAGAACGACGGCGAAUACCAGGCGCAGAAGCGUCGCGUUAACUACUUGCAUCGCAAGCUCACGCACAUCAAGCGGAUGGUGCAGCAGUACGAUGAACUGCGGAGCCUGAAGUCGGAGCGCGUGUCGACGGCGAGCGCCAGCACGACGCAGGCGUACUGACGGUGACGCGCCUCGCCCGCCGCCGCCGCCCGCCGCCUGUAGCCGCGGUCACGCCGCGUGACGCGUGACCGGUGACCGCGUGACCGGUGACCGCGCGACCGCGUGACCGCGUGACCGUUGACCGGUGACCGGCGACCGGCAGGCGGAGACAGAGUGCCUUGUGUCGACUACGGUCCGCCGUCGAUUUGAUCAGUGCGCGUUGCGACUCCGAUCCGGCCCGAUUGAAACCUCGGUCGCGUUUCCGAUCUAUCCACACAGUGCCAUGUUCGUUUGCGGAUUCGCAACCGUGCGGACUGACAUGAUUGUUUCGUUAAUGAUUUUAAGGAUUAUUAUUAUAGUUUUAGUGAUCCCGUAUCUCGUCGAGCGCCGCGGCCGAGGUCCCGGCGUGUUCCCGUGUCGACGUUCUUCCAUUAAUUGUACGACGACCUCGGCCGCCCGGAUAUGUAACGCGCGACUCCCGCGCCGCGCGCGCGACUGAACACCUACACCGUCACAAACUCCCGAUGAGAACCCGCAGUGCAUACAUAACGAUAACAUAGUUAUUAUAAUGAUAGAGCAAAUUAUUUUACAUUACGAGCUUUUAUAUCACUUCACUUCGUAUAUUUGUUUGUUUAUAUAUUUGCAAAUUUAUAGUCGCCCACUUCCAGUGUUGUAUAAAUUUGAGGACAAUACAUUAAUAUCGACCAAUGAGCUGUAUUGAAAAUGAAAUUAUAAUAUGAACUUAUUUUUUAUAUUUAUAAUAUGUAUAUAUAAAUUCUCUCAAUGAUCUUCAUAAAACUGUCUCUUGCUUUCAUAUACAUAAAUAUAUUUCGAAAAUGUAUAUAUUAUACGUAAUAACUGACCAUUAUUUUAUAAAUUAUCAAUGAUUUACCGUACUUCCUGUAAUAUAAUUUCAAAAUAAUAUCAAAUGAGAGAAUAAACUGUUCUUGAAAAUAACCGCGUACUAUCGAUGAAUAUCUGGCAAAUGAAACAUCGGACAAACAUUUUUCGAAGUUGUAAUAUGAAACCAUUCAACUCGUUGUGAAGUCAACAUUCAUCUUAGCUCUUACUUUGUGUAAAAUAUAUGAAUAGAAAAACAAAUUAUUAUCUACAUAAUAUAGUCCACUUGAUAUUUUUUCGUCCACAUUUUAUUCCAUUCGAAAAUAAUUGCCGUCUAAUGUUGUUGUUGUCCAAAUGAAAUUUGCUUAUACUGAUUGAAUUAUUUUACUAUUACCAACAAUUUUGACAAGUCAAUUUUAAGACUAUUGGCCUUGGAUUACAAUUAUAACAUCUUAAGUCGGUGAUGUUAUUGUCAAUGUCCACGAUCCUUUCGAAUGCUGUUUGGAAGGUUGUCCAUCUUCGUCCCUUUAAGGAAUCCAUCCAUUUAUAGAUGGACGUUUGUUUUGUUUUAUGAUAUCUUGCCCAGGUUCGUGUUGUAUAUAGUAUUUAAAAUAAUGCCUCCGAUUGCGCUUGGCGUAUAAAAUAAUGUCCUUGUUGUGUCCGCAUAUUUAUUUGUCUUCUAAUCGCCAUUGAAAGAUCUUGUAAAUAUUAUAAUACGCUUGAGAUUGACGGUCGAUACUGACUGCUUUUAUUUGAAAAAUUCCAUACAAGUUGUGUCCUAAAAUUGCGACAACCGGCCAGUGUGAAACAUCCACUAGGAGUAAGAAAUUAUUUUGGUCCUCUUCGGAACUACCCUCCAGAACACAAUAAACUCUUAGUACAUAUAGUGUGCUCGGGCGAGGCGGUGGCUGUUAAGAAAGUUACUGGAAAAUCCAAGUCAAAUUACUUCCAUGACAACCUAACCCUAAACUCUUUGGAGUCUAAAUUUGCGAGCCAAAAAUCUGUCGUGACAUUAACUAAUAUGGUCUUUUCUAAUUUAAUUUUAACUUGAUUUCAGUAGCUAACUUGCUUGCUCAGUAACAAUGAAAAUAUCAUAAUAAAAGUGCUAAACAAUUUUGAUAAACAUGUCAAACGAGAUAUAAUUUACUAUACUUAGUUUUCAAGCUUUGGAGAAUUCAAUCAAUUAAUAAAUAACUUGUCAAAUCUAAAUCAAAUUCGUUACACGUUACUUUGUUUAAAAAAUAGUAAAUUAGAUACUUUUAAAAUAUUCAAAAUAGGGUAAAAGGUUAUUUUGUACAUCAGAAGUAGGCCACCGUCGUCAGCCCGAGGGAGAGCCGUCUUGCAUAUUUUGUCCUGAUGUUAACGUCCAUAUUGAAAUGAUUUAUAGCGUUAAGUAACUCUGGUUUCAUUGCUCGAGUCCAGCUAAUUCCAAACGCAUGAAUCAAUUCUAAACGCCAGAAGCGUCCUAAAUUCUAAUGUCAUUUAAU
Messenger RNA from Leguminivora glycinivorella, 4299 nucleotides. It is a transcript of the gene Su(Tpl), whose product is annotated as RNA polymerase II elongation factor Ell. Gene Ontology annotation, biological process: positive regulation of transcription elongation by RNA polymerase II; transcription elongation by RNA polymerase II; snRNA transcription by RNA polymerase II. The record is from RefSeq and is a predicted model, not a curated record. Gene Ontology annotation, cellular component: transcription elongation factor complex. Bases 242 to 1993 code for a protein of 583 amino acids. Gene Ontology annotation, molecular function: cis-regulatory region sequence-specific DNA binding. The transcript has 13 exons. NCBI's taxonomy places the organism in Eukaryota, Metazoa, Arthropoda, Insecta, Lepidoptera, Tortricidae.